AUGCUAGCCGAACGAAUCGUCGUCACCAUCAACAGCGCAGCCAAGGAUGGCAUCAACACUUCGACUAAAGAUUUCCAUCUACUUGCCAGCGAUGGCGAUAUUCUCGGGCAGAGAAUGAAGAAAGCCUGGCCUCCAGGAGACACACAUCGACCGAUCAAACGUCUCUUCACACCGGAGAUCAAGCGGAUGCUCAAAGAUUGGCUUGUCCGGCGACGAGACAAUCCGUAUCCAAAUCGCGAAGAGAAAAAGCAGCUGGCCAAUGAAACCGGGCUAACAUACACACAAAUCUGCAACUGGUUUGCCAACUGGCGCCGGAAGCUGAAGAACUCCGGUAAUGAUCCGAACCGAAAGACCUGGGGUAAUCUAAUUAAGAACUACAACAACAGUGCCAAAGGUAAUGUAGAACAAUUCAGCAUAUGUUCCAGUGAUAGCAUUUGGGGCGAAAAUGGCGACGACUCACAGGAAUCCAGAUCACCGACACAAAGCUUUCCCAGGCAUGGCCAGUAUGUGACCUACGCGAACAACAAUAAUAAUAAUAAAAAUAACAUAAACAACAACAAUAAACAUGGUUUUGUGAAUUACAUGGAAAUCAUGAAUCGGAGGGGCAGCGAGUUAUCGGAUAGUGAUAAAAAUGAAAGCUAUUCUGGUAACAUGUACUCCGACCAUUGCUAUACCCCAAAGAAUUACUGCUCCGUGUUUGGAAUUCCUGGACAGAGGCAUUGUGUGCAAACCUCUUCCACGAACGCAGAUUGCUCAACCGAUUUCAAUGCUAACACGACGUCGAUCAUAACGGCCAGUUUUCCGCAUGCAUAUCGAGCAGACAAUGGUACCUACUAUCUGACACCAAGUACCACAGUAUGUCCAGCCAGUAACCAAAAAACUAAUACCAACAAGUACAAAAACAGUAUCAUGGAAAAGUACCUUCGAGAUCUAGGGGAAGGAGAUCCAGAUGUUUUACCAACCAGUGAUGGUGAACCUUCAGACUGUGCAAAUCCUUUCCAACAAUCGCAGCCGACAAUAUCAUCCCAACAAACUAGUUAUGAGUCUCGCGGACCUCCGUCGCUUUCAAAGUGGCUCGAGAGUACGGCCAAAUUUACCCCAUCAAAAAACAAUUACAUUGACUGGGACCAACCGGGGAAACCUUGCACUUCGAAAAAACGCGGUGAUUCCAAUUAUUUCAAUCACCCUUCAUCGCCGCAGCCACCCACAUCAACAUCCUCCCAUCCCCAGGGGUUGGAAACUACACUUCAUCGUGAAGAAAUUCAUCAAAAGGACGAAAUUGAUGCUGCUGAAGCGUUAACAAGGCUAGCGAAUAACUUUCGGUUGAAAUUUUACACAUGAUACUAGCUCGUACAAUGGCAGUCGUUGUCGAUUCUAGAUCUGCCAGUGUCAAUUUUUAAUGUAGGUACAGCGAGUGCACUAAAUCUUGAAUUUCUUUUAAAAAAAACAGUCCUCCGGGAAUGUAGUAGCAUAGCUUUUGCUUUUUUAUGCCAGCAAGCCCUUCGGCAGAAAAUUCAGAUCUGAAGAUAGGAAGAAAUAACAACAGGGCUCAAAAACCCUGUCUCAUUUACUCCGGUUGUCUUCUCGCUAGGCCCGCAUGCUACUUUAAACCGAAUUUGUUUAUAAACCUGGUUCAUCCAGCAUAGCAGCGGUAUUUAAACCUUAACACUGUUGUUGCGGUUAACUCGAAAGUACUCAUUUUGAAACGCAGUUCCAAAACAUCUAGUACUACGGUAUACGGGUCGAUCUGUCAAACUGCAUAUAUCAUUCAUUAAUUUUCGGUUAGAGUUAGCACAAACCCAGGUUAAUAAACGGAUUGAUCAUUAUGGCCCAAGAAACGAAUUAAUCAUUAUGGCCCAGCUAAAUUCACAAUUACUCUAAAGCAAUAGCAUUCCCGACUAUAGAGACGCUAUUUUGACAGAAAACUAUGCUUUAUUAGUAAAAACAUGGAUGUUAAUAGUAUGUUUUUUUUAAAUAGUAGAAGAAUUCAUUUGACUGAAACCGUCAGUACAGUAAUAAUAGUCUGUUUUUUAAGUACUCACUUAGAUGAAGUUCUUGUUAUUUUGAUUGUUAAUGUUAAGUUUAGUAACAGUUUACAGAAAAAAAGACUUUAAUGUGAAUAAAUGU
Sabethes cyaneus is the source of this 2127-nucleotide messenger RNA. Its product is annotated as GATA zinc finger domain-containing protein 14. Bases 1 to 1341 code for a protein of 446 amino acids. Gene Ontology annotation, molecular function: DNA-binding transcription factor activity, RNA polymerase II-specific; RNA polymerase II cis-regulatory region sequence-specific DNA binding. The transcript has 5 exons. Gene Ontology annotation, biological process: muscle organ development; regulation of transcription by RNA polymerase II; cell development. Lineage: Eukaryota; Metazoa; Arthropoda; Insecta; Diptera; Culicidae. The record is from RefSeq and is a predicted model, not a curated record. Gene Ontology annotation, cellular component: nucleus.